GUAAUUCCACAGGACAUGGAGGAAAACCCACAAUUACAUUUGGAUAUGUUUCCAACAUGCAGGUAGAAGAUCCAAAAAGGAAUCUACCACAGAGAAAUGCAAGUUCCACUCCAGAUGGAUGAUUUGGACCUUCAGCAUGUCAUAGCAAAAGUUCGGCCACAACUAGUGGCGUUCCUCAGUCAUAACUCUGAGUGGCUGAUCAUGAAAGCCAAGCAUUUCCUCCCCCUUGUGGACCUGAAAUAUGUGGAUGACAUCACUGACUGCAAACAGAAGGUCUCAGAGCUCCUGGACAGGCUUGAAAACGUAGAACUGACCAUUCAGAAGCAAUUUGUUCAGUGCAUCUGCAUGGAAUGCAACCUCCCCAUGGACCUGGAGAUACAACUCAUGAGCUCUGCAGGAGAAGGAAAUUUAAACCAGCAACAAGAAACUCAGUCUCCAUCUUCUCAGUUUGCAGGACCUGGAAGACGGCGUCCAGGAGGCAAUUCUGCUGCCAUUGAUAAAGAAUCUAAACAGCAGCGGUUGGAUUCAGCUGAACGGUACCGGCACCUCCUCAUCAGUUCAAUGAAUCAAAGAUACAGGAGUCAGAGAGCACCAGGAACAACGGUGCUGGGGCAAGUGCAGCCUCCUGCUUGCCACCAACUCUUUGUCAACCUAGUGAUCAGGCAGAGUAAAGCUUCCCGACUAAAGGAGAGACUGGACAAACCCAAGGAGGACCUGGCAGGCUCACAGGAAGCAGAAGAGGUUGCAGAUACAGCAGUGAAAGUAUCUGACCUGUUUGACACCAUUAGCUCGGGUACCACCAGGGUGAUCCUUCUGUUUGGCAAGCCAGGGACUGGCAAGACUAUGCUGAUGCACAGGAUUUGCCAGAAGUGGGCAGAAGGAUCCUUACAUCAGUUUCUGCUGACUUUUCUUUUUGAGUUUAGGCAGCUGAAUCUAAUAAGCCAAAAGCUGACUCUGAAGGAGCUUUUGUUUGACUUUUCCCUUCAGCCAGAAGACUGCCCCGAUGCAGUGUUUCAGCACCUCCUGGAAAAUGCCAAGCAAAUGUUGAUCAUCUUUGAUGGACUGGAUGAGUUUGUGGGUAACACUGGUGUUUCAUCUUCUCCAGAGAUGCACUCUGCCUUUCCCAGGCCUAUGUCCAUAUCUGAGCUCUUCACUGAUCUCUGUGAUGGAAAACUCCUGCCUGGAUGUACAGUAUUAAUCACCAGCCGCCCUAAGAAAUGUCCUGACUUCCUGUUAAACACAGUUGACCUGCUGGCAGAAAUUUGGGGCUUUGACCAUGAGAAGGUUGAGGAAUAUGUUAACCACUACUUCCAUGAGCAUGCAUUCAAAGAACAAGCUAUUGCUCAGCUGAAAAACAAUAGCAAGCUCCUCAGCAUGUGUUUUAUCCCUGCCCUGUGCUACAUUGUCUGCAUCUGUUUGGAAUAUUUGCUGAUUAAACAGCUGCUGUGUGUGGAGCUUCCUCAAACCAUGACCCAGUUUUAUAUUCAAAUGCUCCUUAUUUUUAUCAGCAAACAGCAAAAAGAGUGCAGUCAGAGGGAUGAAGUUCAGCUGAAUCACUACAGGGUGGCUAUUCUGGGCCUGUGUGAACUUGCGCUGAAGGGCCUGGAAGAGAAGAAAUUAGUGUUUUAUGUUGAUGAUAUCCCAGAACAUGUAAAAGAGUUUGCUUCCCUGCAUGGGUUGUUGACAGUUUUUGAAGUAAAGAGGAGUGACCACUGCCCAGAGGCUGGCUAUGCCUUUGUGCAUUUAAGUUUGCAGGAAUUUUUUGCUGCUCUGUGUGUGAUGCUAAGUAAGACAGCAGACAGAAACUACCUAAGGAAAAAGUUCUCUCUGAAGUCAAAGUGGACUUUAAAGAAUGAAGCAAGGACUGAAUUCAUGGAGAGUUUUCACAUCUUUCUCUCCGGCCUCUCGUCAAAAGAUUGCAGGAAAUUCCUCGCACAGUUAUCUGAACAAAAUGAGGCUUGGGUGCAAGCCAAGCAAGCUGUCAUCUUGCAGUCUCUCAAAAAGCUGGCAGCUACUAACCUCACAGGGCCCAAGAUAAUUGAGCUGUGCCACUGCACUUAUGAAACUCAAGACCUUGAGGUAGCUCAGCAUGUUGGGAGCCAGCUGAAUUUCAAGUAUGAAUUCAAAAACUUUAGGUUGACACCACUUGACAUUUCAGCUUUGGUGUUUGUCAUUAAUUGUGGCCAAGAGUUGACACACUUAGAUUUUGCAGGAUGUCCCAUGGAACUAGAUUGUUUGGAAGUUCUAGCCAGCUGUACAAAUAUUGAGUGCCUAAGCUUUAGGAGUAGGAAAUGCGGUGAUGAAUUUGCAGCUGUUCUUUCCAGAACCUUACCAAAGAUCAGGAGUCUGAAAAAAUUAGAGUUAACUGGUGGCAAUAUCACUGCCCUGGGACUAGCUAACCUAGAACAAGCUUUUCCACACUGCACUCAACUUGAAGAAAUAAAUUUGCAAGGCAAUCGAAUGAGGGACCAAGACAUGACAAAGGUGCUUGAAGUAUUUUCCAGAAUGGAAAAAUUGAAGAAGAUAGAUUUAAGCCACAAUGAUAUUUCGACGAAGGCUGUUCUUGUUUUGGCAAAGAGAGCCAUCAUGUGUCCAAAUGUUACUGAACUACAUAUCAGGGGGGACACUAUAAUCAUAUUAUUUUCUGGCCAUCCUGAAACAGUCUCAAGAUCAGCAAGUUUGAGACGGAAAACCAGAAAGGAGAAUGCUGCUCAAAUGAGACACGUGAUGUUACGAUUACAAGAUUGCAGCCUUGAUUCACACCAUACAGAGGAGAUCACUGCUGUUCUCAGGGGCUGCUCCCAGCUAUCUGAAGUGGAUUUAUCAGGUAACCACCUUGGAGAUGAAGGCUGCAGACAGCUGGUGGAAAGCCUGCCUGAAGUACAGAUUUCGAAGUGUUUGGACCUCAGUAAUAACCACAUCUCUGUUGAUGGCAUUUGCUGUGUGUUGAAUUCAAUGAACACCUGCUUGAAUUUGGUGGAGAUAGAAGCCAGCCUUCACCAUCAGACUGCAAUCCUGAAGUUUGAAGGAGCUGAAGCAUUUGCCUCUACCCAAUCUAGGGAUACUUCCUCUUAUGGUGAUCAGUUGGGUGGGAAUGAAAGCCAGAAGCCUAUGGUCCCUAGAAGAAUAAGAGUGACAGACAGUCAUUUUCCCAGGAACGAUCUGGAGAAGUUGUGCACUGUAUUGAAGCACUGUAGCAGAGUAACAGCCCUAGAUCUGGCAAAUAAUUCUCUAGGAGACCAGGGAGUUGAGAAGCUGGUUCAGUUCCUUCCACAGCUGAAAACACUAAGUUCACUAGGGCUAAGCGGUAAUCAGAUCUCCCUAAGUACUGUGUUUUGCUUAGCUCAAGCCUUGUCUUUACUGGAACACAUUAAAACAGUAGACAUCAGUUUGGGAAAAGCUCAGCUCAUCCUUCUUACGUUUCAGGAAGGUGUCAGGGUCAGAAACACCAGAAGAUCUGCAGGAAAGUCUCUGGCUCUACCACAACCUUCAGGGAGUGGCCGUUGCUUUCGUCUCAGGGAAUGUAUGGUGGGUCCAGAGGACAUGGACAAGCUGUGUCAGAUCCUGGCAGGAUGUACUGAGCUGUCAGAAAUUGAUUUGUCUAAAAAUGCACUGAAUGAUCAAAGCAUCCAAAGAUUGCUAACGUUUCUACCAUGUCUGCAUAGACUGAAUCUACUGAGUAUUAGAAAUAACAAGUUAUCACCACGUUGCACUCUCUUACUGGCCAACUCCAUUAAUCUAUGUCAGCGAAUCAGAGAGGUAGAAGUCAGGUGCAGUGAAAAUGCCUUUUUGUGCCUAGCAAAGAAUAUGAAAAUCCAAGAAAUAUCCUGCAGGCUGACCAGUUGCAGCAUUGGACCAAAUGAGAUACAGGAUCUCUGCAAAAUCCUUGAACAAUGUGACCAUCUUGCAGAACUGGACCUCUCUGGGAAUCAGCUCGGCAAUGAGGGGCUGAGAUGCCUCCUGGCUCACUUGCCCCAGAUGCAUGUUUCCCACUUAAUGAACCUCAGCCAUAACAACAUUUCCCAACAUGGAGUUAUGCAUCUGAUUAAUGCUCUCACCACCAGCAGAAAUGUAUUUGAAGUUCAAGUCAGUUUGUGUGCUGAGGAGACAUCACUCAUCAAGUUCACAAGAGAAGAUGAACCAAAGAAGAUUCUAAGACUAACAAAGUGUAACUUUCAGCAAGAACACUCCUUACAGCUGUGUUCGCUCUUGGAAAAGUGCAACUAUCUGACAGAAUACAUAUCAGCAAAAAACAGCAUGACAAUGAGUGCUGUGGAAAAUCUCUUGCGAGCUCUGAGGAAAAGUUUGGGUAUGCUGAGAAUAAGCAUAGAUGAACCAUGGGUAUGUGACAAAGAUCUCCUCACCCUUCUGGAGCUGGCUGUCCAAGUGCAGGGGAACAUUAUAGAGAUCACGAUCCUGAAGGACAAAGGACUCUUCAAAGUGGGUGAAGAAUUUCCUUAUCGAAUGGAGAAAAUGGAGGACGUUGUUAGCAGGCUGAAUCAGUGUGAGCUGGAAGCCAAGCACCUUCACUUUCUCCAAAGGGUUAUUGAGAAAUGUACCCAGCUUCAGGAACUGAGAUGGUCUCACAUUGAUCUCAACAAUACUGAAGCAGCAACUCUAGCCAAUGCUCUUCUAUCUCUUCCAGAGCUGAAGAAGUUUGAGCUGACAUCAAGUACCAUUGUGCCCAUUGGAAUAAGGCAGCUGGCUGCAGGGCUGCAACAGUGUCAUGGCCUUGAAGAGCUGAAUCUGGGCUUCCUGAAACUUGAUGACAUAGCCAUUCAGAUGCUGGUGCCUAGCAUUUGCAAAAUGCCUUCACUGAAAAGACUUAUCUUGAACAAUAACAGUAUUGGUAAUGAAGGUUGCAUCCAUCUUGCAGAAGCCCUGAAGGAUACUUAUCGCCUGGAAGAAAUCAAUUUAAGCCUUAACAAAUUUGAAGAUGUUGGCCUGGUAAAAAUAGCCACAACCCUGCUGGAAAUGCAAAAUCUAAAGAAAAUCAACUUCUCUGGGAACAGCAUUGGUCCUGUUGGAGGGGAAAAGCUGAUAGAGGCUCUGUCCCACUGCAAGCAGGUUGAAGAAUUACUAUUAGCUAGAAUUGUUGUUGGUGACAAGGCUGCAGCACAACUGUCCCUCUGUCUGCCUGGCAUGUGCCACUUGAAGAUUCUCCACCUGCAGUCCAAUGGCAUCAGUUCACUUGGGGGGACUCAGAUGGCCAGAGCCCUGGUUAAAUGUCAGCAGUUAGAGGAGAUAAGUCUGUCAGAAAACAACAUUGGUGAAGAAGGCACCCACGCUCUCUCAGAGGGGCUUCUACACUUCCCACAGCUCAGGAGGAUCGAAUUGAAGCUCUGUGAAAUUGGUGAUGGUGUUUCCAAGCCCCUUGCUUUCGGCUUCAGUCAGUGUCCCUUCAUUGAAGAGAUUAUAUUGUCUUGGAACCACCUGGGUGAUGACAGUGCCUUCGAGUUGGCUGAGAUUCUCCCAGGAAUGACAAAGCUGAGGAUACUGGAUCUGGACAAGAACCGCAUCUCAGCCCAUGGUGCCAGUAGGCUGGCAGAGGAACUCACCAAGUGCUAUGGAAUUCAAGUCAUACGGUUGUGGAACAAUGCAAUAGCCAAGGAUGUUGAAGAGAAUUUAAUGAGGCAAGACUCAAGAUUGCACUUCUCAUUUUUUUAAUAAAGAAAGAGCAAUACAUGGAUGGAGAGUGGCUGAGAAGAUCUGCCAGAAAGAAGUGGGAAAUCAUAACUCUCUAUAUAUGAUUUUCCUUUCCUGCUGCUAACUGAGCACAUGUGUAUGUGCUCACACAAUCAGGUGUUUCUGUACUGUGGAAUCUAACACUGAAUAUAAACUGCAGAAAAGGCUCUUCCUAGUGAGGCUGGAUAGUCUAAGAUUAUUAAAAAAAAUCCUUCAAAUUUUUAUUCCCUUGCAUUAAGCUAACUGAAUCCAACUUGGUCUGGCUGUCAGGGUGACUCAGGAGAAUAUCGCUGUAUCCUUAAUCUGGAUCCUUAUACUUACACUCAGGGUGAAUCAGAAGAAUUUUGCAACUGAAAGUGAGGAAAUAAGAAAUCCUCUUACAAAUACCCUCAAAUAUUUUCCAAGUCUGAGUAAAAUAUUAACAAUAAAAUUGUGAUCCAUAGUUUUCAGCCAAAACCUCAAACAGUGGACAUUGCAAAACUGCUUCAACAAUAGCCGCACCUGGAUGAUGUAAAGAAUAUUUCCCCAUGCAUGCCAAUGAGAAGACAGCUGUUUUGUAUCAAACAAUUUUUGGGACAGGUAAAAUGACUUGCAACAAAGCUGUAAAUAUUGUAUGUGAAAUAUCUGGGGGAAGCUUUUCCCUUCUUUCAUGUAGCUUUAGUUGGCUCAGUUAAAUCUGUUAGAAUUGAGUGACUAAAUGGCUUAAAGCACUUGUACUUAAAGUUGCACUGAACUAUUUGAAGAAAAGAUGCCUGUGUGUAGUGUAAAUACUGCCAAAUCCUGCUAUUUGAUAUGUGAGAGGGGCCCCUUUUGUGCACACAGGUACAUAUCCAGUUGCAAAUUGGGGCUCUGGUUUAAAAAUAUUCACCCUAUUUAAAGAUGUGCACCUUAUUUAAAAAAGUUCACUCUGGGAGUGACUUUUGUCUUUUGUACUGUAAGUAUUCAAUGUCCAAAAUGGGAUUAUUUAUUUGCUCAUUUACUGGCUUUGGAUUGGGAGUCUGAUUUGGAAGAGGCAGCUUUUUGUAAUAAAAAAGGAGAAUGCUAAUGAAUUCUUAGGCAGUACAUUCAAUUCCAUGGAAUAACAGCCAUUCUCAUGCUGGGUUUCCUGGGAAGUAUAUUUUGGUUUUGAGUUGUAGGACUCUUCUGGGAAAGGGAUUGGUGGUUUACAGAGCAGUUACAUUUGAAAAGUGUGUGUGUGUGUUUUAAGCAAAGAUGCAACAAGUUUCCAUAAUUCAAGCCGAUUCAGUGAAGCAUGUGCUCAAAGUGCAUAUGCACUUUGUUGAAUCUGGACUUUCCUCGCUUCCUCUGUUUCUAGAUCUAAUUUGCUCAGUUUGUAAGUGAAAAUAUUUCUCUGUCAGCCUAGCCACUAGUGACUAAGGAGCUCAGGGAGCCAUGGUGUAGACACUUGAACCCAAACACAACUAUGUACCAUGAACUUGACUCCUGCCCUUAGCAGUUGUCUGUGAUUUAGUUUACCUACCAGGAUUUAUGGGACCUUAAUUGUGGUUGCAGCUGUAUGGUGGCCACGCCCCUGUUCUGGAUUUAACAUUUCCAGUAGGAAUUUUUCUGCUGCCAGAAUUGCACCCGCUUCCCUAAGCAGUAGCUGGAACAGUUGUCUCCACCAGUGGUUUUGCGAGCAUAAGGCAGGGUAGAUUUGCACCUUACAGAGUAACUAAAUCAGAGAGAUAUACCAUAAGCUUUCAUGAGCCCAAACUCAUAAAGGACAUGUACAGAGUAGUGUAUAAAAUGAGACUAAUUAGAAUACAAAAGGCAGGAAGGGAGGAGAGAGGGCUUGUUAGUGGGGAAACAGCUAGAUUGCUCCAUAAUUGAUCAUUCAUCCAUUAUGGAGUCUGAGGUUUGAUCUGGGGGCUGUGCUGACAGCCAGAGGGAUUCUGUUGUCCUUCUCAUGGGGUUGGUAUUGUAGUAGGUUGGUCUGAGGUUUGAGUCUAGCUUUGUUGAUCUGGUGACAACAACUUUGGGAUUGUAUUGUAAUUGUAGGAAUCCUUACUCAAGAUUCAACACAGCCAUGAACGACACAUGAACCCUGCCUGGUGGCUGCAGGGGAACAGCGAUGGCAGGAGCGUGGCAGCAGUAAGGGGCAGAUGCCACCCACACUUUCGGCCGCGGGAUGCCGAGCGCUGACCUAGGGGCAACGACCAGUUGCGGUCACUGCUGGCAGUGUCAGCAGUGCCUUUUUGUAGGGGGUGCACUGCCACGCUCAGCAGAUACACGUGCACCCUCUACUCAUCACCUCUUAACAUAGCCAUGGUAUGGAGUGUAGAGAAGGUUUCGUUCAGAAUGUGUACUUGGCAUACUAGCUGUUCCCUACCUGCAUUCUGCCAGGCUGCUUCUGGGAGUUUAAGAUGUCAGAUAAGAUCUAUGAUAAUGGUCCUUUCUGACCUUCAGAUCCAUGAAACCCAGGCUGGGAUUUAGUUGUGUUGAUUUCUUCCUGCCUUUUAAGCCUGCGCUGCUGUAAUUACAGUGAGACUAGUAAGAGUUAAGUGCUGCUCCACAUGAGGAAUGGAGGCAGAAUUUUGCGCUAUCUGAAUUAGAAAAGCUGUGGGCGUGGUGCACAAAAUUAAUCAUUAUUUUGUCACCCUCACACGAACAACCUUUGCAGAAGUCCAUUGCUUUUAUCACAGGCGUGCACAUCUGUUCAUUCCAUAAGUAAACACAUGUGUACUGUGGCACUUGUAAAAACACAUUCCAUUAACUGUUUUGUCAUUUCCCUCAUAAUGCUGCAAUUUCUACAUUUUAACCUGUUUGGAUUAUAGAUGUUUAUUUACCUUUUUCAUCAAUUUCAUUUGCUUCUGUACACUUUUUUGUUUAUUUUGAUGGGAGCCUGUGUGUGAAUAAACAGGAAAUGCCUUGGAAACUGCAA
Molecule: messenger RNA, 8566 nt
Organism: Alligator sinensis (Chinese alligator)
Lineage: Eukaryota; Metazoa; Chordata; Crocodylia; Alligatoridae
Gene: NLRC5
Product: NLR family CARD domain containing 5
Exons: 47
Coding region: 97-5667 (1856 amino acids)
Biological process (GO): positive regulation of transcription by RNA polymerase II; inflammatory response; positive regulation of MHC class I biosynthetic process
Molecular function (GO): protein binding
Source: RefSeq, a predicted model, not a curated record